Messenger RNA from Maudiozyma barnettii, 273 nucleotides. RefSeq lists its product as uncharacterized. The transcript has a single exon. The coding region runs from base 1 to 273 and encodes 90 amino acids. NCBI's taxonomy places the organism in Eukaryota, Fungi, Ascomycota, Saccharomycetes, Saccharomycetales, Saccharomycetaceae. The record is from RefSeq and is a predicted model, not a curated record.
AUGCGGAGAGAAAGAAAUAUGGACCGUUACACGUCGCAGGUAUUCUACCAAUUAUUGAAGCUGGAAUCUUGUUGUCAGGUGGCCAAAUUAGUGACGAAAGUAACCCCGCCAAGAGCCGUCCAUUCUCAUCUUCAAAUAAGAGCAGACACUAAGCAAGAUGUUAUUGAUACGUUAAGAAAGGACCCGUUUUCUCGAAAUGGUGUUUGGAAUGUAGAUGAUGCUAUCAUAUACAGAUUGGACACUGUUUACAGGGAAAAGUUAGACCUAACCUGA